This is a messenger RNA of Oreochromis niloticus (Nile tilapia), 1910 nucleotides long. It is a transcript of the gene wdr93, whose product is annotated as WD repeat domain 93. The transcript has 17 exons. The coding region runs from base 83 to 1774 and encodes 563 amino acids. Gene Ontology annotation, biological process: electron transport chain. Lineage: Eukaryota; Metazoa; Chordata; Actinopteri; Cichliformes; Cichlidae. The record is from RefSeq and is a predicted model, not a curated record. Gene Ontology annotation, cellular component: respiratory chain complex I.
CGGGGUGGAGCCAGACGGUUGUCAUAGCGACCGUGAAACAUCAAGCCCGUUCAGAGUUCACAAAGCUAAGAAAACAUAAGAAAUGGAAUCAGCCCAUAAAGCAAAGACAUCCAGGGAUGAGACGCCUACUUUGGAACUUAGUGGUGUGAUGCAGCUCCCAGAAAACACCAACUGCCUUGCUUGCUCAGACGACGGCAGGUACCUCUGUCUGGGCCACUCCGGGGGCUUGACUGUGUGGCGUGCGUCAUCUCUGAAUCGUGUUGCAGGGUGGCUACGGGACAGGCUGGAAAUUACAUCUAUCCAGAUGACAAGUAUGUCUAAGACCAUGUAUCUGCUUGGCACUGUUGAUGAUAUGGGUGUUGCGAGAGUCUUUGGUCAUCACUUGGACUCAAUACACCUCCUCUGCGUUAUUAACAUUAUGGAAGAUAUCAACAAAAGGAGCAUUUGUUUGUCAUUUGAACUCUUUGAAGGGGGAAAUUAUGGAGCUGCAUCACUCAGUUGCGGCAGAGCUGUUUGGCUUGAGAUCUACCAGUUCCCUUCGGCAGCAUGGCUGAAAGAGUUGGAGAUGGCACAGAACCCAAACUCAUCUGAAUGGUCACCAGUUACAGUAAUGAUUCAAAUCAGGCCACCAAAAAUCCCAACAGAGAAGGCAAUCAAUGGUCCACCUGAGGCCUCGCAGCCAACAGACUUUCUGAUGCACUGUUUGGCUCUGGACAUAAUCAGGAGCAGCAGCCUUCGAUGGGAGAAGCCGCCCUUCAGUACAGAUGAAGGAAAAACAAAGGAAAUGAAUGAAAGCCCAAGACAUUGCACGCAGCACUUUCUUCUGCCCUGUGGUCCUGGUGACAGCAAAGCAGAGUUUCAGCCAGGAUUACUUGUCGCUGUUGCUGUGUGGUGGAGUGGCAGCUGUAAUCUUCUUCAGUAUUUCCUAAAAAAACCAUCAAAGAGCAGCCCAUAUGUGGAACCCAUGCCAGAUUUGUUGUGGCCAAAUGCAAAGGAAAUCCUCUGCUCAGCUGUUAGUAAAUGCACCCGUUACAUCGCUCUUGGGCUCAGUGAUGCCUUGGUGUGUGUCUGGGACAGGCGAUCCGGGGCUCCAUUGUCUCUCGUUUUAAUGCCAGAAGCAAACCGCGCCUUAUUCAUGGUACAGUUUGUGGAUUGCUGCCCUGUGACUGAUGAUGACUUCCAGAUUUUUACUGCUGAAAAAGUCCAUCUUUUGAUAUUGUGUAAAAGUGGAGCAAUUCAUACCGUCACAACUGGACGAGGGACAAAACCCAACACAAAGCAGCUCUCUGAAAGGCCAAAGGACAGCAAGGACCUCCCGACUGUCACUGCAUCAGUGCAGUUCCUGCAGGGAAUGUCACUUGUAAUGCAAAGGAGUGGAAAAAUGUCCAUCCAAGAUGUCAUCAACAACACCACUGUGUGCUUCCUGACUCCUCCCACAACUCAUCUCAUUACGACUCCCCACAGUCCAAUUUAUGCGCUGAACUCCAAACAGCAGAGUCUGUUCAUACGAGGUGACCAGGACACCAGCUACAGUGCUACAUCUGAAGAAAGGAACCAGAGCCAGCUUUUCGUCUUCCGUUUUGCAGAGUCUGACAUCUUUAAGCAGCAUGUUGUUUCACAUCCUGAGUCCACACAACAGCAGCAAACACUGAGCUACGACACCUUAGAGGAAACCUGCAGUUUCUACCUUCAGAAAAGAGCACAGUCUGUGGAGGAAAGGAACAAAACUCUGACACAGACAUGGGAGCAGCUGCAGGAAAAUUCAAUGAAAUGAUAAAGAUCAGCCGCUGUGGUGGUGCCGGUAUAAAACCUCCGGAGCCCCUUUCUGAAGUGGAUGGUGAAUAGGCCGUAGAUGAGCGGGUCCAGGCAGGCGUUGACAAGCCCAAAGAUGAACAGGAUGUGAGUUAAGG